Nematolebias whitei (Rio pearlfish) is the source of this 2563-nucleotide messenger RNA. It is a transcript of the gene mtmr10, whose product is annotated as myotubularin related protein 10. The coding region runs from base 206 to 2497 and encodes 763 amino acids. The record is from RefSeq and is a predicted model, not a curated record. Lineage: Eukaryota; Metazoa; Chordata; Actinopteri; Cyprinodontiformes; Rivulidae. The transcript has 16 exons.
GACGUCUCCGCAUUAAGUUGUGUCAAGUUGUUGGAGCAGCCGACUGACUGUUGAUCCAAACGGAGGAGUGUCUUCGUUCGCCCAGAAUGUCUCGACGAAUGUUUUCACACACGGACGUUUAGGAUUAACUCAGCUGAGCCAAACUUUCCAAACACUCGUUCAUUAACUUCAUGAGCAUCGGACACAACCAGGGCGGAUAUAAACAAUGUUUUCUGUCAAAGCUACAAAACCAACUUUUAGGAGUUACCUUCCUCCUCUCCCGACUGAUGUGAAGACAACUGUUGCACCAUCUGUUAAAAAGUUGGAGCCCACAUUACUUCCAGGAGAGAUAGUAGUUAAUGAAGCUCUCUUUGUGAAAAAGUGCAUCAGUGCUGAGAGCAGCCAAAACGAUCUGUGGGGGAAGUUGAUAUGCACCAACUUUAAGGUCUCCUUCAUUCCUCAAGAUGUUCCACCUAAGAAGCAGAAAUCCAAUUUGCCCCACCUGCUGCUCGGAGAGCAUGACAUCCCGCUGACUUGUCUGGAGCAAGUAGUUACAGUUAAUGAUACAAAGGGGAAGAAGAAAGUUCUGGGCUCCAACCAGAAACUAAAAUUCAACCCCACAGAGCUUAUUCUUUACUGCAAAGACUGGCGUAUUAUACGGUUCUGCUUUCACGAGGCUGGGCCCGAGGCUUCCAAAAAAGUUUGCCUUGCUAUUGCCCACUAUUCCCAUCCAGCCGAUCUUCAGCUGCUGUUUGGCUUUGAGUAUCAAGGGCAGCGAUACCAUGAAUGUAAAGAAAAGCAAGUCAAUGGUUCAAACCCAAGAGGCGGAUUACAGACUCCUAUUUUUAACCGCUCAUCUGACUGGGAUCGGGAAAUCAAGAGAACCGGCGCUUAUGGGUGGAGGGUCUGCUCCAUCAACGAACAUUAUGUCAUCUCGUCAAGCCUUCCAGAGCACUUUGUGGUUCCAGUUUCUUUGGCAAAUCAAGAUCUGGAGCACUUUGCUUCAUUCUUCAUCGAUGGUCGCCUCCCUAUAUGGUGCUGGAAUCACCCUAAUGGGAGCGCUCUUGUCCGCAUGUCCAUCAUAACUGAACAGUUAAGUCAGAAGAAGAUCGAUCAAAGAAUCUUCAAUGCGAUCAUCAAGAGCCACCCACAGAGCGGCGAACUCAACAGGUUGGACAUGGAGAAAAGUUUGCCUGAUAUCCAGGACAUCCAAACGGCUUUUGUUAAACUCAAGCAGCUCUGCAUCUUAGAUCCUUUUGAGGAGACGGAGGAGAAAUGGCUGACCUGCCUUGAAAACACACGAUGGCUGGAGUACGUCAGGAUGUUUUUGAAACAAGCGGCAGAAGUCGUGUACUACUUGGAUGGAAAGAAUACCUCUGUUGUUCUCCAAGAGGAAGAAGACCGAGACCUCAACUGUGUGGUGUCCUCACUGGUUCAAAUCAUGUUGGACCCUCACUACCGCACCCUGAUGGGCUUUCAGAGUUUGGUGCAGAAGGAGUGGGUGAUGGCUGGCCAUCGCUUCUUGGAAAGAUGCAACCAUCUGAAGAAAAAUGACAAAGAGGAGUCCCCACUGUUCACAUUGUUCCUGGACUGCGUGUGGCAGAUGAUGAACCAGUACCCAGUGGCAUUCGAGUUCUCAGAGGCCUAUUUGAUUGUAUUGAAUGACAGCAUGUGGGUCCCGCUCUUCAGUACUUUUCUCUUCAGUUCUCCUAAACACCGUUCUCAGGUCUUAAUGGACUUUGUAAAGAGUAAAGCCAUCCCUCAAGGAGAAGACCAGGGUGUGAUUUUCCCUCCGGUUUGGGAGUGGUCACAGCAGUUCUCCAACAAAGAGCAAGCCCUGUUUACCAACCUCCUCUUUGUUGGCAGAGGAGCUACCUGUGUACAGAAGGGAGAAGUUAAAGGCUUCAGACGCAUAAAGAAAGCCUACAGUUCCUCAGUGCGAGGACCAACCACGUCACAGCAGAAUGGACAAAGGGAGGCUACAUUGUCCCGGCAGAGCUCCCUGAACUCGGAGCUAAAGACUGAAUUCUCAACAGAUGAAAGCCCAUCGGAACGCUACUUCAGGGACUGGUUUUCUCGGCCCGUUAACCUGCAGGGCCUUCUGAUUCCCGUGCUCCUGCCAACACAUGUGGUUGUCUGGAAGCUCUUCUUUCUACGCUGGGUUCCUGAGUCCUGCAUAACUAAAGGAGGCCCCGCUGCAUACUACAACAGGCUUUUUCAACUGACCAAUGAGAUUGAGACACUUCAGAAUAAAGUCAGGCAAUACAAAGGACCCGCUGCAGAGAACAGUCCACUUCCAAGCCCAAGUGGACCCCCUUCAGACCAAAGAAGUCUGUAUUUAAAGGCCAGUUCUCCAGACGACCCACCUACAGAUCCAGACGUCCUUACCUCCUCCUUUCCUUACAGCCCUGAGGGAAACCUGUGCUGGCGAAGUGUCCAAGGGACUCCCAUUAGCAAAUUUCUGACCGGGGCAAGGACCUGGCUCUCAACGGAGACUCUUGCUAAUGACACUUUCUGAAGAUCAUGGUUAUCUUAUCUUGAUUUUGUUCUGAUUAACUAAAUGCUAAAAUGUGCACCAUUGAGG